Messenger RNA from Papaver somniferum (opium poppy), 1407 nucleotides. RefSeq names its product vinorine synthase-like. The transcript has a single exon. The record is from RefSeq and is a predicted model, not a curated record. The coding region runs from base 1 to 1407 and encodes 468 amino acids. Lineage: Eukaryota; Viridiplantae; Streptophyta; Magnoliopsida; Ranunculales; Papaveraceae.
AUGGGAAUGAAAGUUGAAGUAAUCUCAAGAGAAACUAUCAAACCAUCUUCGCUAACACCUUUUAACCUAAAGAACUUAACAAUUUCCUUCUUGGAUCAAACCACUCCACCCGUUCCUGUUCCUAUCCUCCUGUUCUACCAUGCGAGCGAUAUUGGCAAAAAUGUGUUGGAACAAUCCAAUGAUUUAAAGAAAUCGUUGUCCGAGACGUUAACCUAUUUCUACCCGUUAGCCGGAACAAUCGGGAAAGAUAACAAAAUUGUCGAUUGUGAUGAUUAUGGUGUUGAAUAUUUGGAAACUCGAGUCGAUGUUCGUCUCUCUGAAGUCCUCAGCAAACAUCCUGAUGAAGGUUAUAUUAUGAAUCAAUUCAUUCCUACUAACCUCCAUUACAUUACGGAAUUAGGUACAUGCAGAGAUAAUCUAGUUCAACUAGUAAUUCAAGUUAACAUGUUUGAUUGUGGAGGAAUGGUAAUUGGUGUUUCAAUGUUGCAUAAGAUCGCUGAUGCAGCAUCAUUGGGCACAUUUAUUAAUGCUUGGGCAAGAAGAACAAGUGUUCGUCUAGGGAAUAUUGAAGGUAUUCAUAAAGAAAAAGAACCUACCAUUAUUCCUAGUAUUGACGCUGCUUUUCAUUUCCCUCCGAAUGAAGUACCUAGUGUUCUGUCAUUUAAAAUGAACUCAGAAGACAGUGAGAUCGCUACUGUUUGCAAGAGGUUUGUAUUUGAUUCAUCCAAAAUUGUUACUCUUAAAGCCAAAUCUGCCAAUAAUUCACAUGUAGCAAACCCGACGAAGGUGGAAUCAGUGACAGCGUUGUUAUGGAAGUGUGCUUCGAAGCUCAAGGGUAAGGCAGAUAAAGUAUUAGAGUCAUCAUCACAAAAUUCAAAACCAUUCAUGUUAUGCAUGGCAGUGAAUUUACGCCAAAGGAUGAUUCCUGCAUUGCCUGACCAUUCUUUUGGGAACUUCAUUGCGCCUGCACUAGUAGGACUAUCGAACCAGCCAGGUGAUAUCGAGUUGCAUAAAUUGGUGGAAACUCUGAGAUCCUCGAUUAGGAAAAUCAAUGGCGACUACAUCAAAGAUGAAUUUCAAGUCAAUUAUGGACUGGUCAGGUCUCUGCAAGAUGUUCAUGAAAGGUUCAACAAAGAAGAAAUGGAAUUACACACCAUUACUAGUUGGUGUAGGUUUCCAUUUUAUGAAAGUGAUUUUGGAUGGGGUAAACCAACAUGGAUAUGUACCGUCAAUGUCAUCGCUAAGAACGUAUGCAUAUUAAUGGAUACAAGCGAUGGGUGUGGAAUAGAAGCAUGGGUUACAUUGGAUGAACAACAAAUGUCCCUACUCGAAUCUGAUUACGAGCUUCGUGAAUUCCUUGUUACACAGACCCCGGCCGUCACAGCAGGCCCCGUCGUUCAAUUUUAA